AAUAUCAUACCAGAUAAACAUCACUUUUCACUCUUUAGAAUUAUCGAAACUUAUAGGGCAAAAAUCCGAUCCCACUAUUGAGCUAUGAAUAAAUAAUAAUAUCCUAUUUGGAGAUUAGGUAAACACCCAUUUCAAGUCAUUAUGUACAAUAUAAAAAUAAAAAUACAAAGUACAAUACAAAAUAUAAAAAUAAACAGUAAACAACUUUAACUAGAAAUUUAAAGAAAAAUAUAUUGUACGAGUUUGAAACGAUAACCUAAUGGAAAAAGACCUUUGUUUACUUGCCGUUUACAAGAUUCAAGAUAAUAUCGAAAAGUGUUAUUGACGAUGGAGUCAGAGAGUGUUUGCGUUAAACUUGAGCCCUGUGAGGAUGAGUGUAUAUCAGAUAUGCCCACGUUCGAAGGAGUGUUUGUGAAAGCUGAGCCGUUGCUGGAAGAUGUGUGUGUAAAAGAAGAGUCGCUCGGCGAGAGCGCGGCGGAUGUGGCAGCGGAGCUGUACGCCGACCACGCCAUGAAAUAUGAUCUCGUACUCAGCCCCGAGCAGGAGCUGGAGCUGCCCGGCGUGUGCCACGCACCAACAGACUGGGCGCUCGGUGACGCAGACGGUUGCCCGCAGACUAGGGGCCUCGGCGGAAGACAGCUCGCUCGGGCCUGCUCCGUGCGGGUCGAGCCCUGCGACGGCCCCAAAUCACACCACGUACCCAAGACCAAGAAUACUCCAAUGGUCGCUAAACCCGCUUCACCGCUACAGAAACACAGACAGUAUCAAUGCAAAAUAUGUAAAAAGCAAUUUCGUGAGUUGAGAAUGGUACAUAGACAUAUACUAAAACACACUGGGGAAAAACCAUUUGAAUGCGAAUUGUGUCAGAAAAAGUUUUCACGAUUAGAUAACUUAAACGUACAUAAACGAAUUCACACCGGUGAAAAACCAUAUCAAUGCGAACUAUGUGACAAACAAUUCAGAGAUUUGAGAACUGUGAAAAGACAUAAGCUAAAACCACAUAAACUAAUGCACACUGGUGAAAGACCAUAUGAAUGCGAAUUGUGUCAAAAAAAGUUUGCACGAAUAGAUAUUUUAAAUGUACAUAAACGAAUUCACACCGGCGAAAAACCAUAUCAAUGCGAAGUACGUAACAAACAAUUCAGAGAUUUGAGUAAUAUAAAGAGACAUAAGCUAAUACAUACUGGUGAGAAACCAUAACAAUGUGAAUUAUGUAAAACUCAAUUCCGAGAAUUGAGUACUUUAAAUAAUCAUAAACUAAUACACUGGUGAAAAACCACAUAAAUGUAAUUUAUGUAAGAAAACAUUUAGACAAUUAGGUCAAUUAAGCACACAUAAACGAGUCCUCACCGGUGAUAACCAUAUCAGUGAGAAAUAUAUAAAAAGCGAUUCAGAUUCGUGAGUACAACAAAUAAACGUAAAUGAGUCCACACCGGCAAAAAAGCAUAAAAUAUGAAUUAUGUAAUAGUACAUUUCGACGCUAGUGCGGAAAGUAUGUCAUUACUAGAAUGAAAUUUCCGCACGUGUAUCGAACGACGUUUUUUAAUACAGUUGCGAAAAAAUAAGAAAAACAACAAGUACUUUUUUAUGCAUAUUCUAUAAGACAGGAACAAUUGUAAAUAUAAAAUAUUAUACUAUUAUUACCUAAGUAUCGUUAUUUACGAUUAUUUGUGUAUCGUAUAUUUAAAUUGUAUGAAAACAAUAUGCAACUCUGCUUUGACAGGCGUUUCGGCAGCUAUUCCGUUCCAUUCAGACAACUUAUUAAGAACGGUUUUUCAAUAUUCAAUAUUAAAAAAUAAACGUGUUAUAAUGAUGAAGAGGUAAGUAAUAAAAUAUGAAAUCUCUAUAUUUUUAUUAUACAUUAACAGUAGGUUUUUAUGUUCAUUACGACUUUUAAAGGAAACUAAUAUUAACCCUCAUCAAUAAGUAGUCAUGAAUUGGAACAAGUGGAAAAGUAAAAAGCACUAGUUCGCGAAAUCCAACUUUCGCACGCUAAACAGCUACGUAAAGUAGCAAUUGUUGAGCAACUGUAUUAAAAAAACUUUUUUGCUAUUGGGUAAUUAAGUUCACAUAUACGAAUUCACGCUAGUAAAAAAUAUACGCAUGCAAAACCUAAACAAAGUUUUUAUGUUUUCAAUUUGAUUAAUUAUAUGAAGAUUUUUUUUUAAUGCCUACCAUAUACAUGAUAUGCAUUAAAGAUGCAUGAAUUAAUAUAUCAUCCAGUGCCAGAGAUAUAGUCCAGUGUGUUCUCCUUUAGUUUAUUUUAUAUUUUUUUUCCUACUCCUCUACUGUUAUCUGUCAUUUAUGCAUUCAUUAACGCGAAUAUAAGAACAUACAUAAAAGGUUUCAAGAAAAGUCUAUAUUGUCUAUUUCUCAUAAAGGCUCUUGUGCUUUUAAUCGCUAUAACGUUACUGCGAUUAAUGGCUACCAACCUAACAAAACCAAAACGAAUACAGUUUUAAACUAAGUGCAUUGCUGCCAACUUACACAAUAUUCAUUUGGAGGCAUAGUAAAAAUAAUUACUUCAUAAGUCAGAAACACGCAUGUGACACCCGUAAUAUAGCAACACCCAUAGACUACGAAGACCGCUUAGCGAAGACCGC
Messenger RNA from Cydia pomonella (codling moth), 2603 nucleotides. RefSeq names its product zinc finger protein 732-like. Gene Ontology annotation, cellular component: nucleus. Gene Ontology annotation, biological process: regulation of transcription by RNA polymerase II. Gene Ontology annotation, molecular function: RNA polymerase II cis-regulatory region sequence-specific DNA binding; DNA-binding transcription activator activity, RNA polymerase II-specific. The record is from RefSeq and is a predicted model, not a curated record. The transcript is spliced from 3 exons. NCBI's taxonomy places the organism in Eukaryota, Metazoa, Arthropoda, Insecta, Lepidoptera, Tortricidae. The coding region runs from base 328 to 1200 and encodes 290 amino acids.